CGACGGUUUACAAGACGGUUCUAUCGUACUGAUAGCGAUAGCAUUGGGCUCGGGUAAAAAUGGAUAACGAUGCAGUCCUGACAUGUUUGGGCUACACGGUUCAGAACACCAUCGGUCAAGGGAGUUAUGGCAAAGUCAAGCUGGCCUUCUCCAAAAAGCACUCGGGCAAGGUGGCCAUUAAGAUAAUGGACCGCUGUACAAUGACAAAGUGGUCCGUUAAUAAUGUCCUCCCCCGAGAAUUGGCGGUUCUAAAACGCAUAAAGCACCCACACAUUGUUCAGGUGCACGAAAUUAUUGAAACACGCAGAGGGAAGGUCUACAUCGUUAUGGAGGCCGCCAAAACCAACCUCUCUGAUAAGAUCUACACUGUUGGCCACGUCUCCUUCGACAGGGCCAAGCAGUGGUUCUCUCAGCUGCUUAGUGCCAUGGUCUACCUGCACCAGCAGGACAUUGCCCACCGGGACCUUAAGAGUGAAAAUGUCCUGCUGACCGCUGACAACCGCAUCAAAUUGGCAGACUUCGGUUUAGCAUUUGUUGGCGAAGGCUUCCCCAACAUGACCAACACGUAUUGUGGUACUUUGCAAUACACGGCACCCGAGGUGAUUUUGGGUCUGCCCUAUGACCCAAUGAAGAGUGACGUCUGGAGCCUGGGUGUCAUCCUGUACGAAAUGGUCACGGGAGACUUGCCCUUUGAUACCACCAACGUAAGAAAGCUGCUUGAACUUCAGCACGAACCUUUACCUCGGGUUAAUUUGCUCUGCUUAAGAGGCGGGCAGUCCUGCUACGACCUGCUCUGCAAAAUGCUGCAGGUCAAUCCGCAGGAUCGGGCUUCGAUGACAGAGGUGACGCAGCACGAUUGGCUGCUGUCGUGGCAAGAAAGGUAUCAGCGCAUCUUCAGAUGGCAAGGAUUGCAAGGUCCACCCACGAUCCCACCUGUGUCUGUGGAUCAAGAUGAUUCUGCUGGUUCCAGCAGAGUGAUGGAGUCCUCUAGCAGUGGAGAAACACCUACACCUGCAACACCAUCACCGGCAACACCAACAGAGGAGGAGCCUGAGCCUGAAGAAGACCGCAGUCGAGCUGGCGCAGAUCCAACUGACCGCAUGGAUGAAGUCGAGGGGGAGGAGUUUAGCAGCAGCGGCUGCUGUCCUCCACUUCGUACUGCGAUGAGAAGAGUCCUAGGACCGAUCCUGAGAGCCUCUCGGUCACUUCGGAAGAAGAUGAGGAACGUUUUCAGGUUUAAACCUGAGAGACGCAACUCCUCUUCCUCAUCCAAGCAAGGUGUUGCUGGAACUGCCGCUUCUACAGAAGCAGCUCCUGCGCGUGCGACUUGUGGGCACGCGAGACACGUGGACGAGGUUUCAGACAUCCCGCUCCAGGGGCCUACAGUUGAGCAGGAAGUCAAGAGGCCGUGGUUCCCUCGGUUUAAGGCCUAGGUAUGCACCACUAGCACAGCCCCAGGUAACACAGGGCACUGGCUGAAGAGAACGUCCCGCUCCGUGGGCUGAUGCUGGAAGCAGAGUCAGUGCUCCCACAGCCCACAGUGAAGCAGGUGGAAACCAGGAGAGCGAGACUUCGCUCCCGUUCAGAUUAUUCAAAUUACAAUUCAGCCUUAAGCUACAGAACGCCUGCAGUGCCCUGUUGAGAAAAGAAAUUACAAACAACACUGUGCUGCUGAAUGAUACUUGCAACAGUGCCCCCUUUAGGCGGGGUAAAGUUCAGAAAGGAUGGAUUGUUCUCAGGUGACCCCAAAUAUAUCCUGCUCCAUGGGAUUAUAAUUGAGGCCCACAGUGAUGC
Astyanax mexicanus (Mexican tetra) is the source of this 1794-nucleotide messenger RNA. RefSeq names its product testis-specific serine/threonine-protein kinase 6. Gene Ontology annotation, cellular component: cytoplasm. Gene Ontology annotation, molecular function: protein serine/threonine kinase activity; ATP binding; tau-protein kinase activity. Lineage: Eukaryota; Metazoa; Chordata; Actinopteri; Characiformes; Acestrorhamphidae. The coding region runs from base 60 to 1433 and encodes 457 amino acids. The record is from RefSeq and is a predicted model, not a curated record. Gene Ontology annotation, biological process: microtubule cytoskeleton organization; intracellular signal transduction; protein phosphorylation. The transcript has 7 exons.